Molecule: messenger RNA, 2845 nt
Organism: Asparagus officinalis (garden asparagus)
Lineage: Eukaryota; Viridiplantae; Streptophyta; Magnoliopsida; Asparagales; Asparagaceae
Product: zinc finger CCCH domain-containing protein 24-like
Molecular function (GO): metal ion binding; protein binding
Source: RefSeq, a predicted model, not a curated record
ACUUUUAAUCUCUGCACUAGAAAGACCAACGAAGCUCGAGUGGGGAAAAAAUCGAGCCCAGGGUAAAAUUUUAGCCCUAAAUUUGUCCAACUUUCUCUUAAAUUUCCAUUUUUGGCUUCCGAAGGAGUUGAUGGUGCUCGAGUCGCGACCAAUUUCUAUUAGAUCGGGGAGUUUUUAAUGUUUGGGAAAGAUUCGGAGUUUUUUGAGCUAGGGUUUCAUGGCGAUUUCUCUUGUUUUCGUUGCUGAUUAGAUUCGCAAUCGCUCUUGGAUAAGGCCCAUUCUCUGUUGAUCCAAAGUAUGUGCGGUGGUCCAGAACGCAUUAAACCCUCGUCGUCGUCAUCAACAUCAUCAUCUGAUAAUUAUUUGCAGAAAACCAUGGAUAGCAACGGCAACAACCACAACGUCACUGUUGAAACUGAUGAUUCUUUUGGUAGCCUUCUUGAACUCGCAGCUAACAACGAUCUCGAUGGGUUUCAGAAAUUGCUGGAUCGAGACCCAUCAGCGAUCGAUGAGAUUGGGCUUUGGUACGGAAGAAAGAAGGGAUGUAAUCAGAUGGUUUUGCAGCAUAGAACUCCUUUAAUGGUUGCUGCUACUUAUGGGAGCCUUGAUGUGUUGAACCUUAUCCUUUCGGUAUCGGGGGCUAAUGUUAAUCGGAGCUCCAGUGAGGAUAAGACCACUGCUUUGCAUUGUGCUGCGGAUGCCGUCCAGUCCUUGUUGUCUGCCGGAGCCGAUCCUGAUGUUGAAGAUGCUAAUGGGCUCCGUCCCGCUGAUGUUAUUGUUGUUUCCCCGAGAUUGGCCAACGUGAAACUUGCCCUUGAAGAGCUUUUGGGUAAAUCUAGUGUUAAUGGUGGCGAUGGUGUCAAUGAUCAUCCUUCUCUUCGUGUUUCGAUUAGCAAGCCCAGUAUUGAAGAUGGUGGGUCUCCAAGGAUUUCAACGUCUUCGACUGUGCCUGAGAAAAAAGAGUACCCGAUUGAUCCUUCACUACCCGAUAUCAAGAAUAGCAUUUAUGCCACUGAUGAGUUUAGGAUGUUCUCAUUCAAGGUCAGGCCUUGUUCAAGAGCUUACUCUCAUGACUGGACCGAGUGCCCAUUUGUUCAUCCGGGUGAAAAUGCACGCAGACGUGAUCCAAGAAAGUACCAUUACAGUUGUGUGCCGUGUCCUGAUUUUAGGAAAGGAGCUUGUCGGAGGGGAGAUCUUUGCGAGUAUGCGCAUGGGGUGUUUGAAUGUUGGCUCCACCCGGCUCAAUAUCGCACUAGACUCUGUAAGGAUGGAACGAGUUGCAACCGAAGGGUUUGCUUCUUUGCUCAUACUAAUGAAGAGCUUCGUCCUCUAUAUAUGUCCACUGGAUCGGCUGUUCCCUCUCCUGCGAUGGAGAUGGCUGCAGUUAUGGGGCUUAUGCCGGGCUCUCCAUCAUCUGUUUCUGGAGUCAUGUCUCCUUUCACACCACCCAUGUCGCCAUCGGCUAAUGGGCUGUCACAUUCAGGACUUAACUGGCCACAGCCCAAUGUUCCAACUCUGCAUCUCCCUGGGAGUAAUCUGCAGUCGAGUAGGCUAAGGUCAUCUCUCAGUGCUAGGGAUAUGCCCGUUGAUGACUAUACUAUGAUGCAGGAUUUUGAAGCUCAGCAGAUGAUUAAUGAUUUGUGCCUUUCUCGUCUGGGUUCGGCUUCUGGUAAUCGUGGAUCAGCAGCAUGGUCCAAGACAUUGACACCAUCCAAUCUCGAUGAACUUUUUUCUUCUGAGAUCUCGUCGUCUCCUAGGUAUAAUUCUGAGCAGGGGGCUAUGUUCUCUCCAUCGCACAAGUCUGCGAUUCUGAAUCAGUUCCAACAGCAGCAGCAGAGCCUGCUCUCUCCGAUCAAUACUAGCGUGUUCUCUCCCAAAGCGGUGGAAACCCAGCAGAUGACCGGUCACAACACACUCUUGCAGGCCUCACUUGGGAUUUCUUCACCUGGCCGGAUGUCUCCCCGAAGUGUAGAGCCUAUUUCCCCGAUGAGCUCUCGGUUGGCUGCACUUGCUCAAAGGGAGAAACAGCAACAGACACUCCGGAGCCUCAGCUCCCGUGAUCUAGGCUCAAACAAUUCUGCAAUUGCAGGAGCUUCCAUGAGUUCGUCCUGGUCCAAGUGGGGGUCUCCGUCCGGGACUUUAGAUUGGGGUGUGAAUGGUGAAGAAUUGGGUCGUCUCAGGCGAUCAUCAUCCUUUGAGAUGCGACCUGGAGGCGAGGAACCGGACCUAUCGUGGGUCCAUUCACUGGUGAAGGAAUCCCCACCUGAGAAAAUGGACGCGGCUGCUACAGUGGCAACAGCAACAAAUACAGUGCCUGCUGCUAACGGUGAAGGCUCCAGUUCAGAUGCUCAGGUGGAUAACAAUGAUCAGGCUGCUGCUUUAGGUGCUUGGCUGGAACAGAUGCAGCUUGAUCAAAUGGUAGUUUAGUUGAGAUUCUCAAAAUUUCUUCUAAUCUACUUUUUGAAGGGAUUAUUAAUACCUGCAAAUGACUAUUAGUAAAUAGUAUUUUUUUGGGAGGAAGGCAAUCAAGGAGGGAAAUGGGGAGGUAAUUCGUUUUCUUUAAAAAGCAUUUGUUAUUACUUCAAGAGUUAAGACAGGAAUCAUGGGAGGGAGUUCUCUGGGUUAACUCAAAGGUCUACCUGGGUAAAUUGCUCCCCCGAUAUCUUUUAUUUUUUUCAGUCUUUUUCCUUACAUCUCUAAAGGAGGACUAUAUGCUUAAUAGCAUUGAAACAUAUCUAGCUUUUGAUUUUUUGACUUUGAUCUUCCCUAUUAUUAUGUUGGUAAACUUGAUCUGUUUGAAGAAGGUUGGGGAGGCCUGUAGAAUUAUUCUCCUCUUUCUUGAUCA